AUAAGGUUUCUCAUAACUAGUCCGUACUCCAUACUAUAAUCAAACAAUAUUAAAAUUAUAUAAGUACCUCAACCUACAACUUACAGAUCUGUUAUAAAAUGCCAUCGCGGGUAAAUAAUAAAUUAAAUAUUCCGCGCGCUCUGAGUUUUCAAACGAAAUCGGGAUGUGUAUGAAGUUGGCAACGUUUACGCCGAGUCGUCCUAUCGUUGCCGUAGCCAACAUUAACAGUGAGACCCCGCGUCCCGUUUCCGCCUUCCAAAAACCAACCGCCAAAACCGACGUCUGUUGUUGUUCGUUCGUAAUUUCGUGUGCUUCCUAUUGUGCAUCCGAGCCCUGAGCGAUUUGUUUCCGUAAUAAUAAUACACCUCGUCGACCGGUGGUACGCUCCACGAUAAUAAUAAUAAUAUUAUAUUGUUCGCCGUGCGCCCGUGUGCGUUGUGCUCGUGUUGCACCCGUUUUCUGCGAUUUAGUGCUGUAGUUGUGUUAUAGUAGUAGGUAGUUGUGAUCCGGUGGUGGAUGAGAACAUCUGUGGUCCGGUGGUGAAGACGUUUGUGAAGACAAAAAAAAGUAACCCGGACGAUUUAUUAUAUCCGUGCACCUACCCGUCAUCAUCUAUAAGACGUGCUGAACAAUACAUCUGUUGCUCGUCGCUGGCGCACUGUAUAGCGUUGCACGCGCUGUUUCUUGACGAUCCAUCACGGUUUCUGAUUUGUAAGCACAGCACUGAGCACGUCGAGCCGAUUAUAGCCGUACACAGAGUCCGCGACAAUGUCUGACAAACAGAUCUACUAUUCGGACAAAUAUUACGACGACAAGUACGAAUACAGACAUGUGGUGUUGCCUAAAGAGAUGGCAAAAAGCAUACCAAAAACACAUUUACUUUCUGAAGACGAAUGGAGAUCAAUUGGAGUACAACAGAGCAAAGGAUGGGUGCAUUAUAUGAUCCAUGAACCCGAACCUCACAUUUUAUUAUUCAAAAGACCACGAACCAACUGAACUUUCUACAUACCUUAAAAUGUUGAAUAACUUAUUGAACAAUGUUAAGAAGGUAGGGGGUGGCAAAUUUAGUUUCUAAGUAUUAUAAUGUUCUGUUGUAUAUUUAAACCAAUGAAAAAUGUUGAUUAGUUUCAACUUUUUCUGAGUAAAUGUAAUGUUUAUUCACUCUGUUAUGUUUAAAUAAUUGAAUUAAUUUUUAAAAUGUAAUCUUAAAUAUUUACUCUGUAAGUCUUGAUUAUUAAAUAUGUUUAUUAUUAAAUACAUUUUUUAAAAUCAAAUACUAUUCUAGGAUUUUGUAAAAACAAAAAAAAAACAUGAAAAAUACUUAAUGUUUUGAUUAUUUUCAUUGUACAAUAUAAAAUAUUAUAACCACUUGUACUAUAAGUAAUUUUUUUAUAAACUUAGGUUUAUUGAAAAAUGUAUGUAUUUUAAAAAUAAAUCUAAAAAUUAAUUGAUUAAAAA
Acyrthosiphon pisum (pea aphid) is the source of this 1458-nucleotide messenger RNA. It is a transcript of the gene Cks30A, whose product is annotated as Cyclin-dependent kinase subunit 30A. The transcript has 3 exons. Gene Ontology annotation, molecular function: cyclin-dependent protein serine/threonine kinase regulator activity. The record is from RefSeq and is a predicted model, not a curated record. Lineage: Eukaryota; Metazoa; Arthropoda; Insecta; Hemiptera; Aphididae. The coding region runs from base 769 to 996 and encodes 75 amino acids.